Branchiostoma belcheri (Belcher's lancelet) is the source of this 3417-nucleotide messenger RNA. RefSeq lists its product as uncharacterized. Bases 96 to 1031 code for a protein of 311 amino acids. The transcript has 5 exons. Lineage: Eukaryota; Metazoa; Chordata; Leptocardii; Amphioxiformes; Branchiostomatidae. The record is from RefSeq and is a predicted model, not a curated record.
CGGCUAUCAGCUGUAAACACGGAAGUUGGUUGCUGAUAUUGUUGAUUACGCUUCACAUUUCUUCCCAUGGUGGUGCUAAUUCCUGUUACAAUGGCAUGACAGAAGAUGGGACAGACAAUCCUGAAUUUCCCGUGGUGAAGCAGUGUGCCGCUCGGGAAAAACGAGACAGUCCAUCGCCCACCUCCCCCACUCCAACACCUGUACAACAUCACACCACCAUCAUCACAGAACCAACACCAACCACAGUUAAUCUGUCUACACCCAAGACUGUGCCUACUUCUCCCACUACAAACCAACCAACACCACCUCUGCCUACCAGAGCGCCAGGUGUUGUUCCCAUGUGUCUUAGGUUUGCAGUUGAGAAGUCUUCAGGUAGUCUGAAGGUUGGGAAAGCUGUGGAGUGGAAGGUUCAGUAUGGAUGUGACACCAACAACCUGUGCCAAGGGAAGAAUGGAACAUUUGAUCACAAGGUAACCUGGAAUGGAGAGAGGGGCACCUUGUACUGUUGCAAUAAUGGCGAUAACUGCAACUCACCCAUUGUGCAAUCCUGUUACAGUGGUCAGAUUGGUAAGAAAAAGCUUGUCAAAGCUCCCUGCUCAGCAGAUACCAGGUUCUGUGUGUCCAGCCUGGACCAUGUGAAUGGCACAGUUGUUAGCGGACUGUACAGCUGCAGUGUGGUGGACUAUAGAGAUGUCUGCAUCAAUAAUGGCUUUACUGAACCUGGCUGCAAAAAUGUUACUGGUCCAAGUGGCAAACAGUCCACAGUGUGCUGCUGUAACACAAACAACUGUAACGUCCCAGUCAACGUCACACACCCGGCAAACCCCGGCACCCACUCACCGUCCAGCCACCCCAAACAUCACCAUACCCGCAGCAUCAACUACGCCGUGCCUACUGCUGCAACCAUCAUCAUCAUCCUGGUGAUCCUGACCGCGGUGGGGGGGCUGUGUGUCUGGAAGAAGAAGAGAGAGACAGGGACGGGUGCCUUGAGUUUUACUUACAGCAGACUGGCUGCAGAUGUGGCCGUGUAAGGCUGCAGUCUAGCCUGGGAUCCAGUCUAAUCUACUCCUCUAAUCACUUCCCUUUACAGAUUUAAUAGCCUGGUUAACUAUAUAAUUGUAUUUGAUAGUGAUGUCCCACACUUUGACAUAUUUCACAGUUGAAUAUUUGCCUCAAAUGUAAACAAUAGCUCUGAUUGGUUCAGGGUCAUGUAUCUUGAAAACUGAUUGACCUGGGAUUGGACCGGCAUUUGGAAGUUCAAUCCUCAUCUGUAUGGAUACCAGACUGUUCUGUGGGGGAAAGUGCUUGUGGGAGUGGACUGGAACUAGAAUAGGAUGGAUGCUGGCUAGACUACAUUGUACAUUUGCACAUGUAGCUGAAUCUAGUCACUUUGCAGCAAAAACAUACAUCUAUUGAAAUCCACACAGCACUGCUGACCAGGUCAGCAUAGUUGUCCAAAAUCAGUACUUAUUAAUUUUGAAAACUUAAUAUUGUGCAAAAUUUGUAAUUCCAAUGUAUAUGUCAUCAAUAUUGUCAUCAACCCGAAUUGAUGAAUAUUUGCUGCUCUUAGAUUUUAGGAAGUUGAGUGAAUCUCUACAAAUGCUGCAAAACAUGUAUAUAAAGUUUGAAAUCUACUUGCUAACCAGCCUGGUAUAAUGUGGCUUAGUGGUUCCUAUGGUUGCACUUGGGUGUGUCAAAGGACAAUGCACUAUUUUCCUGCAAAGACACAGAAUUGAUGUGGCCUAAAUGUACCUUUACGAAAGUGGCAGUGCCAGUGGAUAUUCAGUUUUCUUUUUGGAGCUGACUGUUGUAUAUAAGUACAUUGUGUAUAUUAUGUGAAUGAAAGCAUCCUGUAUUGCAAUGCUUUAAUGAGUAUAAGUGCAUAAGUUGGUUAUACUGCUUUUAUUAUUCUAAAUGGUUUUGUGUAGAACAGCUUGUGUUGUCAUGUGAAAAUGACAAUUGUAAAUACAGUAGUGGAGAGGGUGUCUGUCAUUUAGUUUGUACAAGUUAUGAAGAAUAAUGGUUCUAUCUGGUAGUGAGACUUGUGUAGGAUUAGGAAUCAUACCUGUUGUACUUAUGUUGGUAUGGGCAUUUUUCUAUUACUAGUAUAAUAUUACAUUCAUUCAAACAAUCUCAUAGUAGAGAAAAUAUAGGUUUGAGACAAAUGAAAUCUUCACACUAUGGGUCAACAAAGGCGAUAUUAAUCUGGUAUAAUUUCUUCAAAACUUACAACAGUUGAAAAAUGAGUGCAAUCACAUAAUGUUUCAAGUUUAAUCAUUUGAAGGCAUAUUCUAAGCAAUCAAUUUUAAGUUUUUAUUCUUUAAACUUCGACAUCCAAAGUGCAAGUAUAUAUGUCUAACCUCAUAAGAUGGGGAACAAAGGCAAUAAAACAAACAGGUAGUGAAAAUCAAAAUUUUAACUGUGCAUGCUCGAUGUCGAAGUAAAGGCCCCCAAUGUCUCAGGGGCUGUCAACUUUGACAUAUUUCCCCCGUACACGACACUGUGCAUGCACAGUUUGAACCAUGAACAAACUUAUAGUAAAUUUAUUCUUAAGGAGUCUAACUCUUUCAAAGGUUAUGGUUAAAGAAAGAAAACUGUUAAAAGAUGAAUUUAAUUUGUGAAGCUACUGUUUUGUUAUGCAUAAUGAUGGAUGACUCUGUCAAGGAAUCUGUACAACACAAUAGAAGUCAGAAACGUAGGCAUCUAAAAUAUUUAAUAGGUGGUGUGAUUGCACAGAAAGCAGCAGGUAACUGUUACAGGUGUCAUUUGGCAGUGCAGUGAUCUGUAUAAGAUGUCUGUUCCACUCAUUAAGUUAAUCGUUCCAUAAUGAUUAAACUUCAAGUUGACUUCCUGACCUAAGCUGUGACCACAGUUAUGAUUUCAUGUCUAAACAGGGAAUGGAAUGUUAUAUAUCUGUAUUUGCUAUAUACAUGUAUGCUACACAUCUGACUUUGGUAUUUUUUUUUCAGGAACCAAGUUAUGUUCCGUUCUUCAUAUUAACCUCUGCUGGGUUACAUACAUGUACAUGUAUUUUACACCACUUUGAAACUUGUGUUUGAGAGAUCUCUAGUUCAGCACCCCCAGGUACAAAUGUAUGUAUAGUUUGGAUAUGCAGGACAGCAUUAUACUGGGGGAUGUUGCAUUGGAGAUCUUUUUGGACACAUUUUUCAGUGCAGUGUUACAAUGUAUGUUUACUUAGUAGACAUUAUAGUUUUGAGUGAAACCAUAAAAAAAAUCUGUCAUCUGAAGUGCUGCUACCAUUUGCAUUUAUUGUAUAUGAUGUAGGAACUUUAUCUUAAGUAGGAAAAACAUAAUACUGGUCUUUUUUAUCAGUGUGUUCCUUUAUUUGUACAUGGAGAUUAAAGUAUUCUUAUUUUUGUCAUUAUUUAUCCAAGGUUUGAAGUAAAAAGCAUGUUG